AAUGUGUAAAGCUGAAGAAGUAUAGCAAUAUAGUCCUCGCAAACUCCUCCCCUUGACGACUUUCUUAGAUCUGUCUCUCUCCCUCCGAUACUUAUAGGGAAACUGAUACAACCUUUUCUUCAAUCCUCGUAGCCAUAAACAAUGGCGAUUAGGUCUUUUUUUGUUCCUUUUUUGCUCCUCGUUCUAUGGUUCUACUCUUCUCUAAGUCCGGUCCUUUCCCUUUACGAAGAUCAAGUCGGCCUCAUGGACUGGCAUCAACAAUACAUAGGAAAAGUGAAGCAAGCAGUGUUCUCCACUCAAAAAACUGGUCGAAGACGAGUUAUAGUGUCCACUGAAGAGAAUGUUAUAGCUUCCCUUGAUCUCCGUCAUGGCGAGAUCUUUUGGAGACAUUUGCUUGGUUCUAAUGAUGUUAUCGAUGGAAUUGACAUCGGUCUUGGAAAAUACGUCAUUACCCUUUCAUCGGGAGGAAGUAUUUUAAGAUCUUGGAACCUUCCUGAUGGGCAGAUGGUGUGGGAGUCUUUUCUUCAGGGUCCUAAGCACUCAAAAUCUUUACUAUUACUGCCGAAACAUGAGAUUGACUGUAUUAAUGUUGUGCAGACAAACCUGAAAAUUGAGAAGGAUAACGUAAUUGUUGUUUUUAGCAAUGACCGUCUCCAUGCUGUUUCUUGCAUAGAUGGCGAGGUUCUUUGGAAGAAGGAUUUUGAAACAGAAAGCUUUGAGACUCAGCAGGUAAUUCAGCCUCCUGGCAGUGAUUUAAUAUAUGUUGUAGGAUUUGCUGCUUCAUCCCAGUUUGAGAUGUAUCAAAUCAAUGCUAGGAAUGGAGAGUUGUUGAAGCAUGAAAGUGCAAUUUUUUCUAGUGGGUUUUUGAGAGAACUUUCACUAGUUUCUAGCGAGACAGUUGUGGCUCUUGAUUCCACAGGGUCAAUUUUGCUUACAAUAAGUUUUCAAAAUGGAGAAAUUAGUUUUCAACAGACACCCAUUUCAAAUAUUGUUGAGGACUCAUCAGGACCGGCGGUAAUAAUACCUUCAUCAGUCCCAGGAAUAUUUGCAAUUAAAAUAAAUUCAGUUACUAUAUUUAUUAGAGUGAUAGGUAAAGGCAAGUUGGAAGUGGUGGAAAAAUUGAAUCAAGAAACAGCUGUUAGUAAUGCUCUCCCAAUCUCUGAGAGCCAACAAGCAUUUGCAUUGGUUCAACAUGCAGGCAGUGAGAUUCAUCUUGUAGCGAAACUUGCACAUGAUUGGGAUGCUAAUUUGCUUAAAGAAAGCAUUAAAAUGGACCAACAAAGAGGGAUUCCCCACAAGGUUUUCAUAAAUAAUUACAUCCGAACUGAUAGGUCUCAUGGAUUUCGGCUGUUAAUUGUGAUGGAAGAUCAUUCACUGUUGUUAUUACAACAAGGUGCGAUUGUCUGGAGCAGAGAAGAUGGUCUCGCAUCAAUAAUUGAUGUAACAGCUUCAGAACUACCUGUGGAAAGGGAUGGUGUAUCUGUCGCAAAAGUGGAGCACAACCUCUUUGAAUGGCUUAAGGGACAUAUGCUGAAGCUGAAGGGAACACUAAUGCUUGCAAGCCCUGAGGAUGUGGCAGCCAUACAAAGUAUGAGACUAAAAAGUUCUGAAAAGAGCAAAAUGGCCCGAGACCACAAUGGAUUCAGGAAGCUGCUCAUAGUACUAACGAGGGCAGGGAAACUUUUUGCUCUGCAUACUGGAGAUGGACACAUUGUCUGGUCUCACUUGCUACACAAGUCAGAGGCAUGUCAAUCUCCAGUAGGAUUAAACUUGUAUCAGUGGCAGGUUCCUCAUCAUCAUGCUCUGGAUGAAAAUCCAUCUGUUCUUGUGAUUAGCAGGUGUGGUCCAAGUUCAGAUGCACCAGGUGUACUUUCUUUUGUCGACACUUACACCGGAAAGGAGCUUAAUUCUUUAAGUCUCGAUCACGCUGUUGUGCAAGUUAUUCCCCUUCCACAUACAGAUUCAACAGAACAGCGACUCCAUCUGCUGAUCGAUUCUGAUAAACAUGCACAUUUAUAUCCCAAAACUUCUGAGGCUCUCGGUAUCUUCAAACGUGAAUUUUCAAACAUAUACUGGUAUUCAGUGGAGGAUCAUAAUAGCAUCAUCAAGGGGCAUGCUUUAAAGUGCAAGUGCACUGGUGAAGUAGCUGAUGAGUUCUGCUUCGACGCAAGGGACUUGUGGUCGGUUGUGUUCCCCUCAGAAUCAGAAAAGAUAACUGCAACUGUCACUAGAAAAUUGAAUGAGAUGGUACAUACUCAAGCAAAGGUUAUGGCUGACCAGGAUGUCAUGUAUAAAUAUAUAUCAAGAAAUCUACUUUUUGUGGCAACUGUUGCACCCAAAGGAAGUGGUGAAAUUGGAUCUGUUACACCAGAAGAAUCAUGGCUGGUUGCAUAUCUUAUUGACAUUGUAACUGGUCGUAUAUUGUACCGAGUGACUCAUCAUGGUGCACAGGGCCCUGUUCAUGCUGUGUUUAGUGAGAACUGGGUUGUCUACCACUUCUUCAAUCUUAGAGCGCAUAGAUAUGAGAUGUCAGUCAUUGAAAUUUAUGACCAGUCUCGGGCUGACAACAAAGAUGUUUGGAAGCUUGUUCUUGGAAAGCACAACCUUACUUCACGGAUAUCUUUGUUUUCUCGACCAGAGGUCAUAACAAAAUCGCAGUCCUACUUUUUCACCCAUUCGGUGAAAGCUAUAGCUGUGACAUCAACAGCGAAGGGUAUAACUUCCAAGCAGCUUCUCAUCGGUACAAUUGGUGAUCAGGUUUUGGCUCUUGAUAAGCGUUUCUUGGAUCCUCGUCGAUCAGUUAAUCCUACACAAGCAGAGAAAGAAGAAGGCAUUAUACCGCUAACUGAUUCGUUGCCGAUCAUUCCUCAGUCCUAUGUUACACACGCUCUUAGAGUGGAAGGUCUUCGAGGUAUAAUAACGGUUCCAGCCAAGCUGGAAUCGACAACCCUCGUCUUCGCACACGGAGUGGACCUCUUUUUCACUCAGCUCGCACCUUCAAGGACAUACGAUUCUCUCACGGAAGAUUUUAGUUAUGCCUUGCUCCUCAUUACAAUCGUGGCGCUCGUAGCAGCCAUCUUCGUAACGUGGAGGUUGUCGGAGAGGAAAGAACUACAAGACAAGUGGAGGUAAAAGUAUGGUUCUACUACUCGUUACAUUUACAUCUGUGUAUUAACACAUUUCCUUAGAUGACACAGAUCCUUAAGGAUUUGAAUUAAGAUUAUUAGAAGGGUUUCCUUCUUGAGUUGUAAUUCUUCUAAAUUUUGUAGCAUUCCCUCAAUUUCUAUUUUCCAUUGCUAUGUUUUAACAAUUUAGUUUCUUAUGGCUAAAAUAUUAUUAUCACAUGCA
Messenger RNA from Hibiscus syriacus, 3348 nucleotides. RefSeq names its product ER membrane protein complex subunit 1-like. The record is from RefSeq and is a predicted model, not a curated record. Gene Ontology annotation, cellular component: EMC complex. Gene Ontology annotation, biological process: protein folding in endoplasmic reticulum. Gene Ontology annotation, molecular function: protein binding. Lineage: Eukaryota; Viridiplantae; Streptophyta; Magnoliopsida; Malvales; Malvaceae. Bases 142 to 3132 code for a protein of 996 amino acids. The transcript has 12 exons.